AUGAAGACGACCACACUCGCCGUCUCCCUGUUAGCGGUUGCUCCCGCUGCUGCUACCGUCGCCGGCCGGUCCAGGUUUCAACCCGAGGGCAAGUCGAUCAACUUCACCUCUGUCUCGGGCUACUUUGUCCAGGACGACCCCGCGACCAGUCCCACGGGGUUUGACUAUGCCACGGUCAACUUUGGCUUGAUCAACCGGACGUAUCCGACAGACAAGCGCUUUGACCCAAAGCGCGAGAAGACGCAAUGGCAGCGCUUCGAAGCGUAUGUCAAGCACCUAAACUCUGGCUGCGGCAAGAAGCCCAACGUCGAGUACAAGGUUCUCUUCAUGGGACGUCACGGCGAGGGCUGGCACAAUGCUGCCGAGUCCUUCUAUGGCACUCCCGCCUGGAACUGUUACUGGGCCGAGCAAGAAGGCAACGGAACCGCGGUCUGGGCCGACCCGCUGCUGACGCCAGCCGGCGAGCGCGAGGCAUACAAGGCGAACGCCUACUUCAAGGACCGUUACGAGACGCAGAAGAUGCCCUGCUUUGAGUCUUACUACAGUAGCCCGCUCUCUCGGUGCACCGUCACGGCCAACCUCACCUUCGCAGACAUCAACCUCCCCGCAAACCGUCCGUUUGUGGUCACCGUCAAGGAGGGCUUUAGGGAGGGCAUGACGGUUCACACCUGCAACCGAAGGUCAACCAAGACCCAAAUCUCCGCCAUGUUCCCGACCUACCAAUUUGAGCCGGGCUUCACCGAGGCCGACGAACUCUGGCGCGCCACCGAGAGCGAGACGGACGCGGCCUUCGCGGCGCGCGCCAAGGCGGUCCUCGACGACGUCUUCACCAACGACAAGAACACGUGGAUCAGCAUCACGGCGCACUCGGGCGCCGUCGCCAAGCUUCUCGAGGCGCUCAACCACCGCGCCUUCCGCCUCGCCACGGGCCAGAUCAUCCCCGUGCUGGUCAAGGCCGAGGUCGUGGAGAAGCAGCCUACGCCGACGUUCGAGGCGCACGAGCCCUACUCGACUUGCGAUGCGCCGCCUGUCACGUCGAUUGCCGGGCAGGGGUGUGUCUGUGCUACGGGGACGGGCCUGCUAGUUGCGCCGACGGGGAUUUGA
Chaetomium strumarium is the source of this 1104-nucleotide messenger RNA. RefSeq names its product phosphoglycerate mutase. The coding region runs from base 1 to 1104 and encodes 367 amino acids. Gene Ontology annotation, cellular component: cytoplasm. The record is from RefSeq and is a predicted model, not a curated record. Lineage: Eukaryota; Fungi; Ascomycota; Sordariomycetes; Sordariales; Chaetomiaceae. Gene Ontology annotation, molecular function: phosphatase activity. The transcript is spliced from 4 exons.